GGCAUGGCCUCCAGGAACACCGUGCUGCGGCUCGUGCGAACCCUCAACCUGGACUUGGCCUGCGCGGGAAUGGGCCUGUUCUUCUCGGUGACGGGAGUGGCACUGCUCGACCUGGCCGACGUGUACGCCACCGACGUCGGGAGCGUCGCACAGCUGCUCACCACGCGUGGUGUCGGGAUCCUCGCGGGCAGCUUCGUCGGGGGCCGCCUCUACGACCGCCUAAACACGCAGCUGCUGAGCGUCGUGCUGACGUUGCUGACAGCUGCCGGCGUGGCAGCGACGCCGUCGUGCAAGCAGCUGGUGUACGCGCAUGGCGUGUCCGUGCUUGCCGGAUUCUCCAUGGGCGCCCUGGAUACAGGCGCCAACGUGUGGCUCAUCAACCUGUGGCCUAACGGGUGCGGCCCGGUGCUGCAAGUGUACCACCUCGCCUUCGGAGUCGGGGCAUUCGUGGCGCCGUUCGUGGCCGAGCCUUUCCUGUCCGUCAACGUCUCCUCGGCUGCAGACGCGUCUGCGAACAACACUGGCCCCUGGGCUCACGUUAGCGGCAUGCUGCCCAGCGAAGGGGCGACGACCGUCUCCGCAGAAUCGCAACUAUCGUGCGCCUUCGGCAUCGCCUCGGGAUUCAUGGCGCUCGUGGCGGCUUCGAUGUUCACCGUGUACCUGCUGGAUCGAUCAGACUGCAAGCCGCCCGAUCAGUCGAGCCAGCCCGGUAGUGGCCGCUUUGCCUACACCCUAGUUGCCUUUCUGGGAGCCUACAUUAUGGUGUAUCUGGGACUGGAAUGUUCGUACGGCCAGAUGCUGACAACGUUCGCUGUCGAGAGUGAUCUUCAGAUGACCAAGUCCGAAGCGGCCUACCUGACGUCGCUCUACUUCCUCACGUUCACGGUGGCCAGGAUCGGCUCCGUGUUGUGGUCCGUGUUUGCUGGGCCCUCUUGCAUCCUGGUUACUUGUCAAGUGCUCCUCACCGUCACGUUCGCGCUGCUCACAGUGUUCGGGGCCUCGUCGACCACCUGGCUUUGGACGCUGUCAGGUUUUGCGGGCGUUUCGCUGGCAGCCGUUUUCGCCGCCGCAGUAUCCUACGCCGUUCAGUUCGUGGUCAUGACCAACAGGCUGAUGUCGAUGGUGACGGUGGCAGCCUCCCUGGGGACCAUGGCGCCGCCCCUCUUGGUGGGUCUGUUCAUUGAGCGCCACCCCAUGGUGUUCGCGUACGUGUGCUUUGUGGCUGCCCUCGUUAUGAGCGCACUUUACUUUGCCAUGUACCUGGUCACCAGGGGCAAGCCUUUGCUCACGAACAAUUUAGCGUAACACGCGCAUCUCAUCUCUCGGAGAAGGUGCACGGGGCAUCCACUGGCGAAGGUGGCGUCGCCUGAAAGCCGUUGUCUCACCUGCGCUUGGCAAGGGGAAGCCAAGGUUGUGCAACAGACGGCAGUCAAUGGAGCAGCAGUGACUCGCACGUCGCUUAAACGCCUAUUUAAAUCUCUUGAACUGUCAUGCAUUGGAUUUUUUUUCUUUUUUUGUGUGUGACGUCGGCCGAUCACGCAACAUCAACAAUACGUAUCGAGAUAGUGGAAACUUGGACUUGUUGGUUCAUGAUCGUCCGGUUGUAUAGAACAACCCGAAAAAAUGUACAACCCAAAAUAUGUGUCAGUUUGUGUGCAUCAGGAAGUUUACUUUACUGUUUAUAAUUUUCAUGUUUGCGUAUGCUCUACAAGGUGUUUCGCGGAACGUGAACAAAAUUUAAAAAAAAAGUUGUACAUCUUAACAUAUGAAUGAGGCCAACAGCAUAGCGUUUGCAGUCGUCUUGGUUUACUCAGAGUAUAUUAAAGUCAAGAUAUUUCUUUACUUACCUCCCCGUCGUUCGGCGUGGCUUUUUCGGCGACUGCAUGUGUAAACAAAGGCGGUGCGCCGAUUCUGACAGCAGCAGUACAAUAUGAUACGCCAUCACAAGCGGGGAUGGGCCGAUGUCGGUAAUGCACCUCGCCUAUUCUUUGCCGCUUUCACCGUCUGUGCCGUUUCGCGGCGUGUUUCCCGCACAGCUAUUGUGGCGCGCGGAGAAGGAAGAACAAGUUGCGAGAGGAAGCGUGCACUUGCGUGGAGGCGCUGCUGUACACGUCACAAAUGGUGUUCGUUCAGAUCAACGCGGCCUCAAAGGACAUUUCACAACGUCUGAACUGGUAUGUACAAUCAAUCAUUACUUUGAAAAUGAUGUAGUAGGUGCGUGUAACGCCAAGGGUACGCUGUGUCGCGUAAAGCGAAGCGUGGUUUUCCUGCACUUUCCUACAGGUUUGACAUGGCUGCACUUCUCGCGUUACAGCGCGGCCUCCUACUCGAGGGAUCAAAUACAUGAAUAAUAACUGCUUUGCCAUUGUCAAUGCCAUUGUGUAUUAGAUGCUGCAAGCGAAUUCUUGAACGCUAUGCAUUGUAAAGACAAGUAAAAUAUGUAUUUUUUCAUAAAAGAAUGUAUUUGUACAUGUCCCAAAAAUUGUGGCGGAAAUAACUGAUAUCAAUGCUUCCAUGUUUUUUGUCUAUUUAAUAAGUA
Molecule: messenger RNA, 2539 nt
Organism: Dermacentor silvarum
Lineage: Eukaryota; Metazoa; Arthropoda; Arachnida; Ixodida; Ixodidae
Product: sodium-dependent glucose transporter 1-like
Exons: 4
Coding region: 4-1305 (433 amino acids)
Source: RefSeq, a predicted model, not a curated record